AUGAUGGCCACCGUGUCCCAUGGUAUUCCUCCGCUCGCAGAGUUAUCGCCGGUGGGCGACGACUUGUUGCCUGCCUUUGACUUCGACACGAUCGACAACAGUGAGAGUGGAAAGGAACUCCACGACGAUGAGAUGGGCUUUCUCUGCGACGUGCUCUUCUUCAACGAGCCGACCACCGCCCCCGUUGACGACUUUUUCGACUGCCCUCUGGACUUGCUUCUCGCGCCCGACGCCACGGACGACGAGGCGAAGAAGAUCUGCGCCAUUGACGGGUGCCACAAGCGCGUUCGGUCGCGCGGCCUGUGCAAGGCGCAUGGCGGUGGUCGCCGCUGCUCCGUGGCUGGCUGCAUCAAGAGCAGUCAAGGCCGGGGACUCUGCAUUCGCCACGGCGGCGGCCGGCGCUGCCAAGAGCCCGGCUGCUCUCGCGGCGCCCAAUCGAGCGGUCGAUGCAAAAACCACGGCGGCGGUAUCCGCUGCCGGGCCCCCGGGUGCACCAAGAGCAGCCAAGGCGCAGGGUUUUGCCGCACGCAUGGUGGCGGCAAGCUCUGCAAGCACCCAGGUUGCAAGAAGGGCAGCCAGCGCAAAGGCUACUGUGCUACCCACUGCCACACCCAUGCGAUCAGUCGCACGUAACCACGUCAUAGCAUGAUGUACAACAACGAUAUUGAACUUCGAU
Molecule: messenger RNA, 676 nt
Organism: Saprolegnia diclina VS20
Lineage: Eukaryota; Oomycota; Saprolegniomycetes; Saprolegniales; Saprolegniaceae
Exons: 3
Coding region: 1-633 (210 amino acids)
Source: RefSeq, a predicted model, not a curated record